This is a messenger RNA of Penicillium alfredii, 1803 nucleotides long. RefSeq names its product fungal specific transcription factor domain-containing protein. Gene Ontology annotation, molecular function: zinc ion binding; RNA polymerase II cis-regulatory region sequence-specific DNA binding; DNA-binding transcription activator activity, RNA polymerase II-specific. Gene Ontology annotation, biological process: regulation of transcription by RNA polymerase II; DNA-templated transcription. Gene Ontology annotation, cellular component: nucleus. Bases 1 to 1803 code for a protein of 600 amino acids. The transcript is spliced from 3 exons. The record is from RefSeq and is a predicted model, not a curated record. Lineage: Eukaryota; Fungi; Ascomycota; Eurotiomycetes; Eurotiales; Aspergillaceae.
AUGAGCUCAAACUUGGCAGGCACAUUCCACUGGCAUUAUGAAAUGGGCGACUCUGGCCGCCCUGAGCCCGUCCACCGCAACGUCAGGCACAAGACCCGCCUGUUUGGUCAGAGCCAUUGGGUAAAUGGUUUGACAGAGCUGCGAGAUGUCUUGGAAAUUAUGGAACCACUUUUACGAGACGGGACGCGAAAAGCCUCAUACAACCUACAGCGAUGUAAAAGCCUGGCCAAGAUCAUCAAGGCACGCCGCGCUCCCACAUGGCCCACUCCCCCCACGUCCGAUAUACCCCCAAAAGAGGUCGCGGAUACGUUGAUCGAGUGCUAUUUGCGGACUUUUGAGACCAUCUAUCGGGUUUUACAUGUUCCAAGCUUCCGAAGAGACUACGAGGCGCUCUGGGUGUCCGAAACGGAGCCAAACACUGCAUUUUUAGUUCAACUCAAGCUCAUCCUCGCCCUUGGAACAAUUGCACACGAUGAACAAUUUUCUCUUCGCACCUCUGCCGUCCGAUGGGUGUACGAGGCCCAAACAUGGCUUUCCGAACCAGAGUUCAAGUCCCGACUCAACAUCCAGUUCCUGCAGACCAACAUCUUACUCCUGCUUGCGCGGGAGAAUAUCGGGGUCAACGGAGGCUCGGCCUGGAUUUCGGCCGGUGUCAUCCUUCGAAUCGCCGUUCUCAUGGGGCUACAUCAGGACCCUGCAUGUCUGCCUCAAGGGACGACAUUUGCCCUUGAAAUGCGUCGCAGGAUGUGGAAUGUCGUGUUGGAGAUCACCCUACAGUCCAGCAUGGAAGGCGGCGCGCCGCCGUUACUCUCACUGGACGAUUUUGACACCGAGCCCCCGGGCAAUUUUGACGACGACCAGCUCAUGGCACAAGAUCCAAUCCCGAAGUCAGAACACGAAUUCACUGGCAUGUCGAUGGUCAUCGCGCUUCGAAAGAUGUUUCCGCUCCGUCUUGCCAUUCUUAAGUACCUGAAUGGCCUGAGCUCGCAUUCCACAUAUGAUCAAACCCUCCGGUUCGAUGCUCAAAUCAGAGCAUCGUAUAAGACCUUGUGCCAGAUAUUGCAGCAAUAUAAGUCGACUAGUGGCGCCUCGCCCUCCCGCUUCGAAAUCUGCACACUAGACUCCCUCAUGUGCCGCUAUCUGUCCGCGCUGCACGUUCCAUAUUUGGGCGCUGCCAUCCACGAGAUCGCCUACGCAUACUCCCGCAAGGUUGUAGUCGAGACCGCUCUCAAAGCAUGGUAUGUGAUGUAUCCGCCGUCACCAUCGGUCGUGAUGGCUGCAUCGCGCCCCGACCCGGGGUCAUUUAGCCGGGAUGAUUUUGCACGGUUCGUGACGUGCGGCUCAGGCCAGCAUCGCCAUAUUGCCGUGCAGGCGUGCUAUCACAUCGUCAUCGAGCUCAAAACUCAGCUGCAACAAGAGGAUAGUCUGGGUCCUGUCCCACUGCGCCCGGAUCUGCUCGCUGUACUGCAUGACGCAAAAGCAUGGUUCAUCCAGUCCAUCCGGGCCGGAGAAACCAGCAUCAAGUGUUAUAUGUUUAUGGACAUAGUGUUCGCUCUGCUGGAUGGGCUCUCGCGCGGAGUUGCCAAAGAUGAGCUGCCGGAAAUGUUGGUCACGGCGGCGGAGGAGGCCGAGGAUGUGUGUCUCCCGAUUCUUGAGCAAAUGGCGGGUCAAAGCCAGUUUGAGGAGAGUUUCGAUGAGUUGGAUAACAUUUCGGGGACUGAGUUGCCUGACUUCAUGGACGGCUGGGAUUUCAUGAUGCCGGAUGCUAGCUUCGACUUUGGGAUAACGGUGCCAACAAGCUGA